AUGCGGCUUUCUACGACGCCGUUUCGGUUCGCACUAAACACCUUCUUUCUUCUUCCUUUGCCUCUAGCUGUUUGGGCUGGACCGAGUCCUUAUGAUUUAGGGCUUGGGCAAACUUUGCCGGAUGGGCCAGGUCAAGUCAUUCUCGGGCCUCAGGUCAUUCGGAUGUAUAACGCAAUUCGGCGAAAUGACGAAAUUGGAUCGUUUGCGCAGUUGGAGGAUGGCAGUAACUGA
Messenger RNA from Prunus armeniaca (apricot), 231 nucleotides. Lineage: Eukaryota; Viridiplantae; Streptophyta; Magnoliopsida; Rosales; Rosaceae. The record is from the annotation of a GenBank genome assembly.